Cordyceps fumosorosea ARSEF 2679 is the source of this 1470-nucleotide messenger RNA. RefSeq names its product Fungal specific transcription factor. The transcript has a single exon. Gene Ontology annotation, cellular component: nucleus. Gene Ontology annotation, biological process: DNA-templated transcription. Gene Ontology annotation, molecular function: DNA binding; zinc ion binding. Lineage: Eukaryota; Fungi; Ascomycota; Sordariomycetes; Hypocreales; Cordycipitaceae. The record is from RefSeq and is a predicted model, not a curated record. The coding region runs from base 1 to 1470 and encodes 489 amino acids.
AUGGAGCUCGGCGAGCCUGUCUAUCGCCUCUCCAACAGAUACCACAACGCCGCCCGCGAACUCCACUCUGUGAUCCCCAUCAGCAGCAACCACAUCCUCAACGUACAACACCUUUUACACUCUAGCUACUGGUACAAGUCAGAGGCACGCUUUGUUGAAUCCUGGCAUGCCCUCAGCACUGCGAUCCGCGAAGCCCAAGCACUGGGCAUGCACCAGGACCAACUCGCCGGCUCAAUAUCUGAAUUUGACUUUGAAAUGCGUAGGCGUCUAUGGUGCGUCUUGGAUACCUGGGACUGGCAAAUAUCUGCCCUCUUAUCUCGACCAAAGCUCAUUGAUCGCUCCGAGUGCAAGGUAUCGCUCCCUGCUCUCACAUUGGAAAGCUAUUCGCCUUCACCCUUGCUACAUGUGAAGCUCCAGUCCGAGGUUAUUGCCGAGCUGGCAAGCCGCUUUGGCUCCCCACGAGAAGUUACAUCCCCAGCUCAGAUUGACCAGUACACGGGCGUCAUUCUCACGUGGAUGAACAAAUUUCCGCAAGUGUACAAUCUUGACAAUCCCGACACGUCAAUCGACUCCAAACAGACCUGGGUCACCCUCCAUCGCCACUACUUACAUACCAUGGCAUAUUCCAUGUUGUUGGAUCCUUUGCGCGCUUACAUGGCAAGACGAAUGACGGCAAACUCGCACCGCGAUGACUUAAGGAUACGCGACGAUGGUAUCGCGUAUACAUUGAAACUCAUGUCGGCCUUGUCCAGGUUCUUUGAGUUCUUAUAUCCCAAAGAUGCCAGGUUCCAUUGGGCUCUGUUCUCCAUCUUCGACACCGCGGCGGUCCUCUGCUCCGUCAUUCUGCACGACGAAGACUGUUAUAUCUCAAGCCGACAGGAAAUUCUCAUUGCCAUCGAGUCUGCUAGAUCCAUGCUCGAGCGCUUGGCAACCGAAACGCGCACCGCGAAGACGUCAUAUGAGAUAUUGUCAAAGCUAGCGAAACGCAUCGAAAAUCCGUAUCCUCCCCCGAAGAUGCCCAACCACCAUCACAAGCGCGCUAGAGCAGCCGAAGAAUCACUCACACCGCCAUUUUUCCAGCACGGCGAUGCUUCUGUCGGCUCCAGCGACGUGGGAAGCGCUGACGACUUCGACACUUUUUCAGUUUCGCCUGUUGGAAGCGGUGGAGUGGCCCAGAGCAUCUCUAGUACCUCCCCUGCCUAUGGGCCUGGAUUCUUGGACGUGUCGAGAGGGUAUCAGAUGCCGAAUACCGGAUAUGACGCAACAUAUGCCAUGCCACAGGCUGUGCAAGCAGCCGCAGAUACAGUUCUGAUGCCCGCACCGCCAAAUCCAUACAUGCCACCCACUCCGCGCGACUCGUACGCACAGAUACCUUGUGAUAUUUUCUCGGCUGAGCAACUGGGCGAAUUGGCGGCUCUUUGGAACUACCAAAGCUUGGAUCUCAAUUUCGUGCCCAACCAAAAUGGUUGA